CUUUGCAGCAAACUGUCUCGGUCCUAGAAGUAUAGGAAUUUGAUGAGUCAAACUGAAAAGGCCAGAUGGAACUGCCCCCAGAGAUUUCUGUCUUUCUUUGAAAGAGAGCAGAGGUCAUCCAUCUGACCAGGAACUCAGCAUAAAGACAAGGGAUCGGUUUCAUGAUAUAUAUAUACACAAGGCAGAAUGCUUUUGAAGCCAUUUUUCUAGUCUUUGUUCUGGAUUUACUGAGCUGUAACUUGAUCAGCACUCACGUUCCCAUGUGGUCAACAGGUAUUCUGGGACAAAAGCUCAGGUUGAUUGGCAAGAAACCUUAUCCUUAAAGUUUGAAGCUCCGGGUACUUUCCUGCAAUAGCUGUUCUCGGGAGUGAUCCUGACAUACCUCGAGACAUCACUGGGCCCAAGAACUUCCUGGAGCCCAGAAAUUGCUCACAGACAACAUGCAGGUGGCAUUCUGUAGACUUCGGACCCACCAAUGGUGCUUCAUCCUGUUUAAUGUCAUCCUAUUUCAUGCCUUACUUUUUGGAGCUGAUUUUGUGGAAGAAUACUUUUUGCAUUCUUUGCCUCAUGUAGAUAUGAAAAUUCUUGAAAUCAAGGACCAGGCAAGAAAAUUGAACAUGGAGCCCCAGAAAAGUAAUCUCUCCAAGUAUUACAUUCUUAAUCAGCCAGAAGUGUGUAAAGGGAAAAACAUUUUCUUGCUCUCUCUUAUCUUUAGUAGCCCAGGAAAUGGAACAAGACGGGAUCUUAUCAGGAAAACCUGGGGUAGCAUGACCAAUAUCCGAGGGCACCUUGUGGUCACAUUGUUUGCUUUAGGGAUGCCUGUUUUGGUAACUACUCAGAAAGAGAUAGAUAAAGAGUCCUGGGAGGAUAAUGAUAUCAUUGAAGGGAUCUUCUUGGAUAGUUCUGAAAACCAAACUCUGAAGAUGAUUGCCAUGACACAGUGGGCUGUGACUUUCUGUCCUAAUGCCCUCUUCAUUCUUAAGGUUGACGAAGGGGUGUUUGUUAAUCUGCCAGGCCUGGUGGAUUACCUUCUCAAUCUGAAAGAACACCUUGAAGAUAUCUAUGUGGGCAGUGUUAUCCAUCAGGGUGCACCCAACAGAGACCCUCACCACCAAGAAUUUGUCUCUCUUAGUGAAUAUCCGGAAAAAUACUACCCAGAUUACUGCAGUGGAGAGACCUUUGUAGUGUCCCAAGAAGUGGCUCGGAUGAUGUAUGUAGUUUUCAAAGAAGUCCCUGUUAGGGUGCCUGCUGAUGUGUUUAUAGGAAUGUGUGCAAAAUCCAUUGGCCUUAUUCCCAUGCACAGUUCAAGAUUCUCUGGGAAAAGACACAUCCGAUACAACAGAUGUUGCUACAAGUUCAUUUUUACAUCCUCAGAAACUACAGAUACUGAAAUGUCCCUGGCAUGGAAGGGAAUUAAUGAUGGGAAGGAGUGUGCACUGCUGGAGACUUACUAUGGGCUUAUAUCCUGCAAACUUCUGACGUAUCUUGAUAGCUUUAAACGUUCUUCCAUGAGCACCAUAGAAAGCAAUGUCCUGUAUGUUGAUGAUUAGAGCUUCUUUGUUUUCCUUAAAGGGUGUUGGUUUUGAAUUACAGUUAACCCCCUGGUAUAGAAAGCAACCCCCUGACCCCUUAUUUAAUGCUAUUUUCUGAAUAUUUAGUGUUACUUAGCAAAGACACAAAACAUUCUUGUGCUCUGAUGUAUUCAAUUUUCAUGAGAGCUUAUGUUAAGUUUAAGUUGGUGCGAUAUGAUUCUUUUGCAAAUAAAAGCCUUCUUUCAGAAAAAGAGAGAAUAGAGCUUUUAAUUAUAACCAGCUCUUUUUUAAAUUGAUAAGCAAAGAUUGUAUAUACUUGUGGUAUGAAAAAUGAGGUUUUGACGUACUAAUACAUUGUAAUAAAAUGUAAUAUCAAUUCUGUGAUGGUUAAAUUGAGCUAUUUGCUAUUUUAAUAUGUGCAUUGUUUCAUAUGCCUAUUAUUUUUCUGAUGAGAACACUUAAAAUCUACUCUCGUAGCAAUUUUCCAAGCAUGCAAUAUUUGACUACUAACUGGCAUUGCUAUGAAGUACAAUAGAUUUGAAAUUGUUACUCUUGUCAAACUGAAUGUUUUGGCCCUUGGACCUACAUCAAUUACAUCAGCCCAGACUGAUUACCAUUUUACUUUGUUUCUAUGAUUUGUGAUUUUAUAUUUCAUAUUCUGUAUAUAAAUGACACCAUGUGGUACUUGUUGUUCUGUAUUUCCACUUAUCUUGGAUAAUGUGAUUAAUGCAACAACAAAUAUGUGAGUGUGAAUACCUGUCCAAUAUUACUGAUCUCAUAUCCGCACCAGUAGUGAGAUUGCAGGGUCAUGUAGCAAUUUUGUUAUUUUUCUUUUGGCAAGCUCCAUGUUGCUUUCUAC
Molecule: messenger RNA, 2391 nt
Organism: Ochotona princeps (American pika)
Lineage: Eukaryota; Metazoa; Chordata; Mammalia; Lagomorpha; Ochotonidae
Gene: B3GALT9
Product: beta-1,3-galactosyltransferase 9
Exons: 3
Coding region: 441-1550 (369 amino acids)
Cellular component (GO): membrane
Molecular function (GO): hexosyltransferase activity
Source: RefSeq, a predicted model, not a curated record